This is a messenger RNA of Conger conger (European conger), 1904 nucleotides long. It is a transcript of the gene trim13, whose product is annotated as tripartite motif containing 13. Gene Ontology annotation, biological process: positive regulation of canonical NF-kappaB signal transduction; innate immune response; positive regulation of macroautophagy. The record is from RefSeq and is a predicted model, not a curated record. Lineage: Eukaryota; Metazoa; Chordata; Actinopteri; Anguilliformes; Congridae. The transcript has 2 exons. Gene Ontology annotation, molecular function: zinc ion binding. The coding region runs from base 294 to 1496 and encodes 400 amino acids.
ACUGGUUUUAUUGGUAGCAAGCCAAUAUCUGGGAUUUUGUGUAGUGGUAAUGUUUGCCGUUCUACCAUGCUCGGUAACCUGGGCUUCAUUGAAUUAGGCAUUCCGUAAAAUAUUUAUGCAACUUCAUCAGAAACCUUGCCAGGAUAUGAAUGAUUAUUUUCGGACAAAUUGACGAUUUUGUUGGCUCAAACAAAACUGAGAGAAGCAAAUGAUUUCUGGGGAACAGAAGAAUGAAUUGAGGAUUUCAUUGCACACGUUGGAAGCAGUCUGGCUCAUUGGCACCGAGGAAUACCAUGGAGCUCCUAGAAGAAGAUCUCACCUGUCCGAUUUGCUGCUGUCUUUUUGAAGACCCGCGGGUCCUCCCCUGUUCGCACAGCUUUUGUAAGAAAUGUUUGGAAGGCAUUCUGGAUGGAAACAGAGGUCCCAUGUGGAGACCACCGUUCAGAUGUCCAACUUGUAGGAAAGAUACCUCUCACAAUGGUAUCAACAGCCUUCAGGCCAACUAUUCCUUACGUGGAAUUGUGGAGAAGUACAAUAAAAUAAGGAUCUUCCCGAAGAUGUCGCUGUGUAGACAGCACAGUUGCCAGCCGCUCAAUAUAUUCUGUGCCACGGACUUAAAACUCAUAUGUGGGUUUUGCGCUACGACUGGAGAUCACAAAGGGCACAAAUUUUGUGCAUUAGAAGAGGCUUACCAACAAGAAAAAAUCGCCUUUGAAGAACUGUUUAAACGCGUUGAAAAUUGGCGAAGCGCAGACGUGUUGUCCUGUUUGGAGUCCUUGGAAACAAGCAAGAAGAAAUCGUUGCAGCAGGUUAGCAAAGAUGCCGAAAAGGUAACGGAGUAUUUCGAUAAGUUGAUAGGCACCCUGGAUCAGAAGAAGAACGAGAUACUUUCAGAUUUUGAAACGCUGAAGUUGGCUGUGAUGCAGUCGUACGACCCAGAGAUAAACAGGCUGAGAGCGGUACUGGACGAACAGAGGCGAGCUCUCAGCAUCGCUGAAUCCUUCAGAGAUUCGUGCGAUCCGCUCCGCUUCCUACAGCAAAUGCAGGAGUUUAGGGAAAAACUGAGGGUUAUGCGGGAGACCACGCUACCGCCUCGAAGUGACAUGGAUGUCGGAUCCUUGAUGAAGAACUUUGAUGUAAAGAGCUGGGACUCUGUGACGCUCAAAGAUGUGGACAAGCUCGCAGCUCCCCACGAGACCAGCGCCUACGGCUCCACAAGUGUAAGGUUUUCCAAAGCGUUGUGGGGACUUGUCAUUUUAGUGUGUCUUACGUUGUAUGUGUUUAUGGAGCCAAACAACCUCUCUUUGAUUUCUACCCAUGUCUCUGCAGUCAUUCAGUUGUACUUUCCGGCGCCCGCAGAUAUGGCCAACUAUGGUGCAUUUUACUGGAGUGAGGUGGCUAGUUUGUGUCUGUUUCUAUAUGAGGUAUGCCAGAAGUGUGUCCUCUGUCUGUUAAAUUCAGCAGCCAACUUAAUUUGUUGUUGCAAGCUGCUUUAGGUUUGUUAGGUCACCCUUGCUGCUGAAAAUCGUAUAUUUAGGCUUCAUAUGUUGCGAUUCCGAUUCCCCAUUUAAAGAAAUUGAUCAAGCCAGUAUUACACAUUUACUUUCUAUGUUCUUUCAUAUUUCUGUAAACGAGUCAUUUAGAAAGGUCUACGACUCAUAUGAGGGUGAAGAAUCAUUUUCUGACAGCCUAUUGACGACAACUUCGUGCCAUUUAAUUUAGGCGGUGUAUUAAAUGUUCACGCUCUGUCAUUUACGUCGCUGUGAUAUAUAAUACAAAUACAAUUUAAAUAGAAAACUAAUUUCGCUAGCCUAGCAAAUGUGGCAAUUCAUGAUGUAUUGUCAUCGGGGUUUCCCCUGCGACAGUAACCUUUUUGAGUUGCAUAAUAAAAUUGUUGCAUUUGU